This is a messenger RNA of Loa loa (African eye worm), 1269 nucleotides long. RefSeq lists its product as hypothetical. Lineage: Eukaryota; Metazoa; Nematoda; Chromadorea; Rhabditida; Onchocercidae. Gene Ontology annotation, cellular component: NuA4 histone acetyltransferase complex. Gene Ontology annotation, biological process: regulation of DNA-templated transcription. The coding region runs from base 1 to 1269 and encodes 422 amino acids. The transcript has 12 exons. The record is from RefSeq and is a predicted model, not a curated record.
AUGUUGUAUCUCGAGGAUUUCCUGGAAUUACUUGAUCAAUUACCUGGUGAAUUGAGAGACAGGAGCACUGAAGUUCGAAUGUUAGACCUGCAAGCACAGCAAUUGCAUGAACGCGCCAACAAGGAAAGAGAUGAGUUCUUCUCUACAGGUAGUGUUCUGCCUCAUGAUGUUAAGGUAAAACGAUACAAUGAAAUCUUGGAGCUUUAUGCGCAAGCGAAGGCUCUUUCGGACGAAAAAGUGGCAAUUUUGGAUGUUUGCCAUUCAUUGUUGCUAAAAUAUAGCCAAAAGUUGAACAAGGAAAUACUGCAUUUUAAACUGGAACUUGAAGCUGAUAAUCCUGGCAUCACUGAACAGAUCGAAAGAAAUAUGUGCGUUUCACAUUGUUUAGUAAGACGCAGAUAUCGGGAAGCCAAUGCCAAUCUGGCGGGCAUGAUAAAUGGAAACUCAAAUGCACUGUCCGAAACAUCAAGUACUGGUUCCUCUCGUGGACAGCGAGGACAGUUGAAUGACACAUGCGAAGCUGGACUGGAUAUGAGUGCUCAGACGCAACAAAGUGGAAGUCAUUCAUUGUUUUCAGCAGCGGGGGCACGCGAUGUUGAACCUGGACCAAGCGGUAGCAGAGUGCAUAAUGUUAUCAGCGAGCGUGAUGCUGAUUUGCCCCCGCUGAAGAGACGUUCACUUGUCACUCCUCAAAAAAUCAUUGGUAUCAGCAAUGCUCAUUCAUCAGCGGCAGUACAUGCUCAGUCCAUAGCAGGCAGUACUCCUGAUCGUGGUAACGGUUGGAGCAAUAACCCAAGUCAAACUCCAUCUACUUCUUCACAAGUACAGUUCUCAGUGCAUCCUCCGAAGAUCACUUCAAAUCCAAGUACCUUUACUGGAACAUCUGGACAUUCUGCUCCGGGACAGUCAAUGAUGUCACUUGCCGCCCAAGAAAGUCGACAUGGACGUCCAAGAAAGCUAACGUCUAGAGCUCAAGAAAUGCUGUACACCAUGCAACGUCAUGAACGUCGUGCAACAAGUCUUACUUCUUGUUCACCCGAACUAAUGCAGGGGAGUGACGAUGAAUCGGAUUCAGAUCGACGCGUAUGGUGUUUUUGUCGUGAAAAAGGAUAUGGCUCAAUGGUGGCUUGUGAUGAUCCAAUGUGUCGUUAUGAGUGGUUUCAUUAUGGAUGUGUUAAUGUUAUUGAAAAGCCUAAAGGAAAAUGGUACUGUCCAGAAUGUGCACCAAAACAUUCAGGGUCUGAAAUGACCGGCAUAAACAAGGUGUAA